AUGACAGCAUGGAUUUUGAUCGAUACUUUCUAUACGUUCUCAAUACUUGCGCACGAAAGUGAUUUCGACGAACUGGACAAAACGGACGAAUAUCGACAUGGCGAGGGCACAAAUGAAGAGCCAGAAGAUCGGGACGAGGACCAGGAGCUGCAACUUGUAUGCAAAAUCCUAAAUGAUCGAUUCAGCCCCAACGGAAGCAUGGCAGACUCCGGCAAGGUCUGA
This is a messenger RNA of Penicillium brevicompactum, 222 nucleotides long. RefSeq lists its product as uncharacterized. NCBI's taxonomy places the organism in Eukaryota, Fungi, Ascomycota, Eurotiomycetes, Eurotiales, Aspergillaceae. The coding region runs from base 1 to 222 and encodes 73 amino acids. The record is from RefSeq and is a predicted model, not a curated record. The transcript has 2 exons.